Messenger RNA from Vicia faba (fava bean), 738 nucleotides. The record is from the annotation of a GenBank genome assembly. Lineage: Eukaryota; Viridiplantae; Streptophyta; Magnoliopsida; Fabales; Fabaceae.
AUGUUAGUAGUACAUAUUGUUGAAAAGUCAGCAUUUGUAAAUAUUGUAAAUUCGGUUGGAAAUCCUGGGUCUGCAUUGGAUAUAUCUUCAAAUGUUAUGGGUGAAGUUGUGGUUUUCAAAGAGAAGGGAAAAGGUUUCUAUGAUUUUGUUUUCUCAUCUGUUAAGGAUGUUCAACGUGUUCGUGUGGAAUAUUGGAGUCUUAAUAUUAUCUUUGCAAAUGCUAGUUGUCUCGGAACACCAAUGUGUUUGGAUGCUGCAACAAUGGAUAAAGAAAAAAGGGUAACUAAUGAGAAGCAUAAAUGCAUGGGGAAUAAGCCUGUGCCUGUUCAGAAGGCGGAUUUAAGAAAGGAAUUAGUUGAAAGUGUAAAUGCUACUAAAACAUUUGUUGAUAAUAAUCCUCUUUUAGGAUUUGUUGAUUGUUUGAAAACCACUGUUGAUGGGAAAGUUGUGAGUAUUGAAGCAUUGCAUCAAGGAGACUUGGGUGCCCAAGGUAAUGAGAGUUUGUGUAGUUUAGCUGAUAUAGAAAUCACUGAUCAAGGUAAAAUUGACAAGAAUUAUGAGGUAGAUUCAGAUUCAGUUGACACUUUCUUCCAAGAGGAUCAUCAAGAGGAAGUAAUUGUAUAUUCACUUCUUUUGGGAGAUGGCUCUAUUGUGGUGGUAGACUCUAACUUGUCAAAUUUUAGUGCCUCUGUUAUUCAUGAUAUGCAAGUUUUAGAGAUUGUUCCUAUAGAGGUCUAA